Molecule: messenger RNA, 672 nt
Organism: Penicillium cinerascens
Lineage: Eukaryota; Fungi; Ascomycota; Eurotiomycetes; Eurotiales; Aspergillaceae
Product: glutathione S-transferase family protein
Exons: 2
Coding region: 1-672 (223 amino acids)
Source: RefSeq, a predicted model, not a curated record
AUGAACGCUCAUCUACAACCCCUUAUUUUGCACGCCCACUCCUCGGGUCCAAAUCCGGUUAAGAUCGCGAUCGCGUUGGAGUCGCUCCACAUCCCAUACGUCGUCAAAACGUGGGACUUCAGUGACGACCCCAACACUGGAGUGAAAGGCACCACAUUUUUGAAGAUCAACGAGAACGGCCGCGUACCUGCCCUUGAAGACCCAAACACAGGUGUCGUGUCAUGGGAAUCUGGCGCAUGCAUGAACUACGUCCGCCGAGUAUACGACAUCGGAAACGCGAUCGGGCCUCCCGGUGGUUCGGCGCAGGAAUUGGUUGAUUUCGAUAAGUGGGAAUAUUUCCUGCUCACGACCCUGGGUCCGAUGACUGGCCAGACGAACUGGUUCACACAUUAUCACCCGACCAAGAACGACGAUGCGUUGAAGAGAUACCAGGAGCAGACUGAUCGCUGCUACGAUGUCCUUGAGGGGCAGUUGCAGAAGUCGGGAGGCACAAGUAUCCUCCCAAGCCGGGUUACGGCGGUCGACUACCACUUUGAGCCUUGGGUGCGGCAACAUACAUUUGCCCGCCUUUCCUUGGACAACUAUCCAUUGAUCACCAAGUGGCUCGGUCUGAUGGACUCUCGUGAGGAGGUUCAAGAGGCCUACUGUAAAAUCCGCGGCAUUGGAAAGUAG